ACAUCAAGAAAAGCUCCAAACUGAGUGGCUAAAUGGUGAGAGUACGAUUUAGAGGACAGCCUAUAAAAAGAGUCGAGGAACUGGGCACAACACUGAGAGACGCAGCUUUCACAAACUCAGAUUACACAAACCAGGAACUUUACAGUCAAGACAAGCUAAUAUUUAGCUGCAUAAUUAGCCUGUUUUUCUGCCUGCUGUCAGAGAAGUCACCAUGACCCUACUGCUGAACUGCUGGAUGUGUUUGGUUGCUCUAUCACUUGCAGUGACCACGAGCCAUGGUUUAAGAAGAAUUACUCUCAAGAAGAUGCCAUCCAUCAGAGAGACGCUACAGGAGAUGGGGGUUUCUGCAGAGCAGGUGUUGACUGAGCUGGCCCAGAUGAGUACAGCUGACCCCAAUAAUGGGACAGUUCCCACACCUUUAACCAACUACUUGGAUACUCAGUACUUUGGAGAAAUUAGCAUCGGCUCCCCAGCCCAGAUGUUCAACGUGGUGUUCGACACCGGUUCAGCCAACCUGUGGGUGCCCUCACAACGCUGCUCACCUUUCUCCACCGCCUGCUUUACUCACAACAGGUAUGAUUCAUCCCAGUCCCACACUCAUGUUGAGAAUGGCACCGGAUUUUCAAUCAAUUACGCAUCAGGAACUAUCAGGGGAUUUCUGAGUGAGGAUGUUGUUGUGGUUGGUGGCCUCCCUGUUGUUCAAGUAUUUGCCGAAGCCACCUCCCUGUCUGCAAUGCCAUUUAUUUUUGCCAAGUUUGAUGGGGUCCUGGGGAUGGGUUAUCCCAAUGUGGCAAUUGAUGGCAUUACUCCAGUGUUUGAUCGCAUUAUGUCUCAGCAUGUCCUCAAAGAAGAGGUGUUUUCAAUCUACUACAACAGGGACCCAAAACACUCCCCUGGUGGAGAACUGCUCCUUGGGGGAUCUGACCCAAACUACUACAUUGGAAAUUUUAAUUACCUAAAAACAAGAGAGAUGGGAAAAUGGGAAGUCACCAUGAAAGGGGUUUCUGUGGGAGUGGAGACGAUGUUUUGUGCAGAGGGCUGCACAGCUGUAAUCGACACGGGCUCCUCCUAUAUAACAGGCCCCGCCUCCUCCGUCUCGAGGCUGAUGAAGACCAUUGGAGCUCAGCUGGAUGAAACUGGAUAUAAGGUCAACUGCGACACUGUGAAGAUGUUGCCCAGUGUCACGUUUCAGCUGGGAGGCCAGGAAUAUUCUUUAACGCAUGAGGAUUACAUAAUAUGGCAGUCACAGAUCGAAGGGGAUGUCUGCACCGUCACGUUCAGAGGGUUGGAUGUGCCACCGCCUACAGGUCCCAUCUGGAUUUUGGGAGCCAACUUCAUUGCCCGAUACUACACAGAGUUUGAUCGUCGCAAUAACCGGAUAGGGUUUGCCACGGCAGUCUGACAAGAACCUAAAGUCCAAAUAUAUUAACCUGUCUCCCCACUUUAUUAUUGCUACUGUUUUCCAAUACUUUCUUACCACCUCAUGGUGGCCGGCUGACUUUUCUCUGCUUUUAACAUAACUAGCUUUUUAAGCAGUGACAAAGAGGAAUGCAAAGCAUUUCUUGAAUAUUUCUUUUCUUUUUUUUGACACAAGUUGCACUGGACUAUAAAAAAAUAUUUAUACUCAUGUUUACUAGCAAAUUAAUUAUUUCUGUCUUUCGCUGUGCUUGAUAUGAACAAUUUAAAUAAUACCUAUGAGAAUAAAAUUCUCGUAUGAGCUUUA
Girardinichthys multiradiatus is the source of this 1723-nucleotide messenger RNA. It is a transcript of the gene ren, whose product is annotated as renin. Gene Ontology annotation, biological process: angiotensin maturation. Gene Ontology annotation, molecular function: aspartic-type endopeptidase activity. NCBI's taxonomy places the organism in Eukaryota, Metazoa, Chordata, Actinopteri, Cyprinodontiformes, Goodeidae. The transcript has 9 exons. Bases 212 to 1402 code for a protein of 396 amino acids. The record is from RefSeq and is a predicted model, not a curated record.